AUGAUUAUUCUAAAUACGAAUUAAAACUAAGAAAUUACAAGUCAGGCUCUUGAUUCUAUAGAUUAAAUAGAGGAUUAAGAUUUGCUUGAUGAAAAUUUAAGAUUUGAAAAUAAAAAAUGUGGCCCUAGUGACUAUACUAAUUUAUCAGCAAGUCCUGUUCUUGAUGUUAAUAAGCUAAAUAACAAGUUUGAUUUGCUAUGGUUAGGUUAAGCAUUAAAAAAAUUCGACAGGACUAUUCUCAUAUUAGUAAUAGUUAAUUAUAUGAAUCUUGGAUUCUUAACCUUGUUGAUUUUAUCAACAAAAGCUUAUUUCAAAGAAUAUUUAGGAGUUUCUCCAUCUUAACUUUAAACAGCUAUCUCUAUUAUAUAUUUACCUUGGGGAUUUAAAGUAGUUUACGGAAUAUUAUCUGAUGCUUUUCCAAUAUUCGGAUAUCGAAGAAAAUCAUAUUUAAUAAUUAAUGGCCUCAUCAACUUCAUCUCGGUGCUACUGAUAGUUCCAGGAAUAUAUGAAGAAUACAAAUUUGUGACUAUUUUAUUAACUUUUGGAAAGAUGGCAACAGCAUCAACUGAUGUUCUUGUGGAUUCAAUGUUGGCAUCAGAAGCAAAAAAAGAUAAAAUAAGCGGAAGUGAAAAUCUUUAGUUCAUAGCAGAUACAUUCUAAGGAAUAGGUGGAGUGCUAGGGGCUAUUCUCGGUGCUAUUUUUACUUAAUAUACCCAUCCAAAAUACGGAUUCCUAAUUUAUUCAUGCCUUGGACUAUCUAUUUUCAUUGCAUCUAUAAACCUGAAAGAGAAAUGA
This is a messenger RNA of Stylonychia lemnae, 795 nucleotides long. Lineage: Eukaryota; Ciliophora; Spirotrichea; Sporadotrichida; Oxytrichidae. The record is from the annotation of a GenBank genome assembly.